This is a messenger RNA of Vicia villosa (hairy vetch), 579 nucleotides long. Its product is annotated as protein trichome birefringence-like 2. The record is from RefSeq and is a predicted model, not a curated record. The transcript has 4 exons. The coding region runs from base 1 to 579 and encodes 192 amino acids. Lineage: Eukaryota; Viridiplantae; Streptophyta; Magnoliopsida; Fabales; Fabaceae. Gene Ontology annotation, molecular function: O-acetyltransferase activity. Gene Ontology annotation, cellular component: Golgi apparatus.
AUGUCACCUCUCAGUUUGAAUGCAACUGAUUUCCUGGAAAAGUUGCGAGGGCAAAGAUUGGUUUUCGUUGGGGAUUCACUGAACAGGAACAUGUGGGAGUCCAUGGUGUGUAUUCUACGUCAAAGUAUCAGUGACAAGAAACGUGUUCACGAAAUUUCAGGAAAAAGGAGAUUUAAGAAGAAAGGUGUCUACUCUUUUAGAUUUGAGGAUUAUAAUUGUUCAGUAGAUUUUGUGAGUUCAACAUUCAUUGUUCGAGAGUCGACUUUCCAAGGCGUAAAUGGGACUAUUGAGACAUUAAGAUUGGAUUUGAUGGACGAGAAAACUAUCAGGUAUCAUGAUGCUGAGAUCAUAGUUUUCAAUACAGGGCAUUGGUGGACACAUGAAAAGACGUCUAAGGGAGAAGACUAUUAUCAAGAAGGCAACCAUGUGUACCCGAGACUCAAAGUUCUGGAUGCAUAUAAAAGAGCAUUGACCACGUGGGCUAGAUGGAUUGACAACAAUGUUGAUCCAAAUCGAACACAUGUUUUCUUCAGAGGAUACUCAGUUACCCAUUUCAGACAUAUACGGGGAGCAUUUUAA